UUAUUGCUUUAUGGUAUAGCUGUUGAACACAUAAACACACAACAAAUUAUAGUGUUCUUCAACGUUAUGGUUAUUUAAAAAAACAAUCGAAAUUAUUAACUUUAUUUGCAGUUUUUAGGUCUGGUGUGAUCAGUUUGUCUCCUUACCAACCCAUCCUGUCGCGCUGUGUUACACACCAACCCGCCGGACUGAUGAGAGGAAGAAGAGGACACUCCUCAUCACCAGGUAGAACAGUUUCUCAGGAGCAGAGCAGCAUGCCUCUGAGGAAGCAAAUAUUCAAGGAUGCAAGUAAUGUUCCCUCUGGAAGCCAACAGAUUGAUGAAAACACAGAGGAGGACGAAGCUCUCGAUGAACAAAACAACAAUGACAAGCUCUCAUCAGUAAGACAAACACGCAAGAGAGAGAGGGAAAACAAGUCCAAACCCAAAGAGAUGACAGAGGAGGAGAUGAUGGACUUGGCUCUGCGUCUGAGUGAACAGGAAGCCAGUGUCACUGCGCUCAGAGUGCAGCAAGAGGAAGAGGCCAUGUUGAAAGCCAUCCAAGAGAGUAUGGUCAGCCAGACACAACCGUGCCCACCCAACCAAAGUCAGAGCCUGCUCACCAAUGCUGAAGCAUCACUCAGGCUCUGCUCACGACGGAAACUCAUAUACUCAAACGGGAAGGCGUUGUCUGCCAUCGAUCAGGGAGCACCAGAGGACGUCUGCGCACCAGAGAAACACCUGAACCGAGGAGCAAAAGGAACUGGAGAUGAAUGUAAUCACAGGAAUAAAAAGCUCAAAAGGAAAGAAGGAAGUCCUCUUCGGGAGAUGCCAGACCUGUCACAGACUCAGAAAAUCGACUCUCCGGCUUCAACCUGCAGCUCAGUGUGUCUUUCAGUGCCUCUGGACUCACCACAGAGCUCUGACUCGACCCAGAUCGACGACUGUCAGCUUCGUAAGUCCCCUGUCUUCCCCUCUACUGGCUGCAUAGCCGAGGUUCACAUCCCCCGGCUGAGCCAGGACCUGCUGGAAACCUGCAGAACCUCGGGGUUUGUGGUGUGCUCUCAAGACAGUUCGCUCUCGAUUGAAAAGUCUUUGCCUACUUCAGCAAAGAGCCCGACUUUUCCCAAAAGCCCCAAACGUUCCAAUAAACUCACGUUGUCCAAGAGUCCUGUCUUCUCAGAGACUGAUCAGGGAGAUGAUGAACAAACGGAGCAGAGUCCUGAGUAUUUAAAAAGUCCAGUAUUUGGCAGGAAUACUCAACACAAGAUGUCUCCAAGUGCCUGCAAACCCCAAGCUGGUGUCUGUAGCUCAGGGUUUAUGUCCUCCUCUCAAGAGAGUUUAAGCUCCUCUGUGAGGUCCACGUCUUGCCACCCUAGGAGCCCAAUCUUCCCAAAAAUCUCCCUGCCUCCCCUUGACAGAUCAGCAACGUGCAAAAGUCCUUUAUUUUCAGAGACUGACGAAGAACAAACCCUGGAGAAUAAUGAAUUUUGUAAAAGCCCAGUGUUUGGCAGGAGUGGACAACAACAAAAGACUGUCAGUGAGCAGAAACACUCUGUGAGUGCUUCAGCUGCAGAGCUCAGAGGCUCAGACAGUGAAGGGAGUUCAACCCCGACCAGGAAUCCAUUUCAGAGUCCGAGGCAGGACAGAAAGACUGAUCACAAUCAAGAUGCCAGGUUUAACAAGUCAGAUAAUGCAGAGGAGGAGAAUGAAAUAUUGGAAAACUCAGCCAAGGAAGAGCUGACCAGUGAUAUGAAGCUACUCAUGUCUGAUGAAGAUGAAGAAGUCACGCCGGGGGGCUCACCCAGUCCGGUCUUUCCAGGGGAGAAAGCUGUUCAUCAUGUGGACACUGAGGCUGCCUCCCUAAACCACGUGACUGCAGCAUCUCCAGGGCAGAACUGCAGACAGCAGCUGUCCACCACAGUUCAAGAGCCACAGCCCAGCAGCAGUCAGGGAGCGGCCAGCAGGGCGUCUGCCCCACUUGGGGAGCCUGCAGCUGGAUCAACGGUGCACUACUACUGGGGGGUUCCCUUCUGUCCACGAGGCCUGGACCCAGACACAUACACACAGGUCAUCGUGGCUCAGAUGGAGGUUUACGAGAAGAGUCUGAAGCAGGCUCAGAGGGGUCUGCUGAGGAAGGCUGAGUGGGGAGAGCCCAUCAUGCCACAACCGGAGAAAUCUCCUUCACCUGAGCCGCCUGCUGAAUUAUCUCAACAGCUCAUUCCUCGAAGACGUGGCCUCAGACUGAAAGGCAAGAGACUGUGUGAUGCUGACACAGAGGAGGAGGACGAAUACAAGAAGGAUGAAGAUGAAGAGGAGGGAAGAGAGAGCAAAGAGGAAGAAAAGGAGGGAAAAGAAGAGGGACAGGUUGAUACUGAUGACUGUGAGGUUUGUCCAGAAACCCAACUGAGCAACUAUGAUGAUGACAGGACGCAAGAUCUGAUGCUGGAGACUGACACUGGAGCAACGCUUGGAUUUCAGUCUGACUAUAAAAAGAGUCCAGAGCUGCCAGAGGUGGAGAUGAUUCUCCAAGAUGAUUCUCAAGCCAGGGAUGAGCUGAAGGAGGAGGAAGAGGAGGAGAUGGAGGUGGACGUAGAGGUGGACGUAGAGUUGGACGUGGACACAAAGAUAAGGGGAACCCCUGUAAGAAGCAGUGAAAUUGGAGGACAACAUAUUAGAAAAGAGGACAUGGAGGAGGACGGGGGGGAUCCAGAUGUGGAGGUGAUAAAAGUUCAAAGGCUUCAAAGGUCUAAGUCUCCUGAACUGGAACCAAACGCUAACCCUCAGAGUCCUGAAACCAGAGUGGACUGUCCCAUCUGUCAAGGGUCCUUCCCCGUGACAAAGAUCGAGGUGCAUGCUGCGUACUGUGACGGGGAGGUGGCCGUCCUGGACGAGAGGAGGCCUGAGAACAGCCGCUUACAAGUGUCAUUGAAGCAACGUAGGAAGAGAACAAGGAGGGCAGAGACGGCUGCCGAAGAGGCUCUCGAAACCUCUAACGCUGGCAAGAAUGAAGAGAAAUGUUACAUCUGUCAGAAAGCUGUUCCUCUGAGUGACUACGGCCUACACACGGAGCUCUGCCUCCAACUGAAGGCACAGAAGACUGCAGGAAAGGGAAAUCUCCUGUCAGCUCUGGAGCAAACGGAGAGCAGAGAUUCAGAGGCCGGGCCAUCUGGAUCCAAACUCCAGCCAGGAGAUGUUAUUGAACUGCUGGAUGAUGAUGAAGAGGAGGAAGGGGGCAGCAAUUCAGUACUCAGGAUCAGUAACUCUCCCAUCAGAUCCUUCACUCCAAUCUCAGAGGCCACCGACUGCCUUAUCAACUUCAAAAAACACCAGCCAGCAAAGAAGCUGCGCCAAAGACGAAGAUGAGGAUGACCUACUGCAGACUGGAAGUGCUGACUAAAGAUACUGGAAACCAGAGCCUUAACUAAAGACCCAAUCAGGUUGGAGGUGACAUUACAAUUGGAAAAGACUUGUUUCAAAAGGAACGCCUUUAUGAUGUCACAAACUAAUGCAGGUAGACGAAUACAAAUCGAGCACUUGAAUGUAUUCAAAGACAAAAACCUGAUUCAGACUCUUUUUGUGCCACUAAAUGCUACAUUUGUUCGUGUUGAAGGUGUUUUGGACUACCUCUUUAUGUAUCAGAUAAUUUCCUUUUUGUUAACUUUGGUUUAAUGUCUAACAGUAUGAGUACCUCUCAACCUUCUGAGUAUAAAUCAGAUUCAUCACAACAUUUUACCGGCAUUAAACUUGAA
Molecule: messenger RNA, 3730 nt
Organism: Centropristis striata (black sea bass)
Lineage: Eukaryota; Metazoa; Chordata; Actinopteri; Perciformes; Serranidae
Gene: uimc1
Product: ubiquitin interaction motif containing 1
Exons: 23
Coding region: 192-3344 (1050 amino acids)
Biological process (GO): positive regulation of DNA repair; double-strand break repair
Cellular component (GO): BRCA1-A complex
Molecular function (GO): histone binding; K63-linked polyubiquitin modification-dependent protein binding
Source: RefSeq, a predicted model, not a curated record